This is a messenger RNA of Zophobas morio, 3495 nucleotides long. Its product is annotated as monocarboxylate transporter 3. The coding region runs from base 231 to 2699 and encodes 822 amino acids. The record is from RefSeq and is a predicted model, not a curated record. NCBI's taxonomy places the organism in Eukaryota, Metazoa, Arthropoda, Insecta, Coleoptera, Tenebrionidae. Gene Ontology annotation, biological process: transmembrane transport; monocarboxylic acid transport. Gene Ontology annotation, molecular function: monocarboxylic acid transmembrane transporter activity. Gene Ontology annotation, cellular component: membrane. The transcript has 7 exons.
GAAUUUAUAUUUACUACAAAGUCGGGCGCUUUCACAGCAGUCGGAAGCCUCACCAUAGCGCGAACCACGUGGACUGCGGCCGACAUGGGAGCAUCCGAGGGCGGAAGGGGCGCUGGGAGCCCUUCGCCCGCCUAGAACGCGUGUGAGUGAGUGCUCUUCGGUGGCGUGCUCUACGUCCUAGUGAGAAAGAGAAGAAACGCCCGUGCGUCGCGCGGUCUUUUCAAACCGCGAUGUCUUCGUCGGACCUGGCCAAGACGGCCCGACAGCCCAGGAGCAGGAAGAUCAGCAGGACUGACAGUGAGGUGGCAUGCGAAGAAGCGGCGCGCCUGACCGCCGAGCAGGAGGAAGCCGACGACGAUGGACUAUCCUACUGCGACUACCACGACCUGCCGCCCCCGCCCGACGGCGGCUACGGGUGGGUCGUGGUGUUCGCGUCGUUCAUGUGCAACAUGAUAGUGGACGGCAUCGCGUACACUUUCGGCAUAUUCCUCAGCCAGAUGGUCGACUAUUACGGUGAAACGAAGGGAAAGACGGCCUGGGUCGGCUCCCUCUUAUCGGGGAUGUACCUUAGUGUGGGCCCUCUAGUGAGCGCCCUUACCAACAAGUUCGGUUGUCGUGCGGUGUGCAUUGCCGGUAGUUUGAUCUCAACAACAGCCUUCUUCCUCUCGAGGUAUUGUCCAACCGUGAACUGGCUGAUGCUGAUAUACGGGUUCGUGGGUGGGAUCGGCUUCGGCCUGAUCUACCUCCCGGCAGUGGUGUGCGUGGGGUACUACUUCGAGACGAAGAGGUCUUUGGCCACGGGGAUCGCGGUGUGCGGUUCUGGUGUCGGGACGUUCGCGUUCGCCCCCCUGGCCACGGUACUGCUCGAGGAGUACGGCUGGAGGGGCGCCAACCUCAUCCUAGCGGGGCUGAUUCUGAACUGCGUCAUCUUCGGGGCGCUGAUGCGGCCCCUGGAGUACCCGAAGGAGUCCAACACGCAGCCGCUGCUGCAGCGGAUGGCGGAAGAGAGGAGGAUCCAGAUGGAGAGGGGCAGCAUCGGGGGAUCCUACUUUAUGGUCCAGCUCCCCGACGGCACCAUGGAAAAACGCCAGAAGCAACCCCUCAACAUCGACCCCGGAGUGCAUUCUAGUCUGAACCUGGACCAGCUGGCGCCAGGCACCCCCAUCACGCCCAUCCCCACCGUGCCCACCCUGCCCACCAUCGCCGAAGUCAAAGUCCAGGAGCAGAGCGGCAGCUCCGGUUCGCCCAGUCCCGGCGAAAGCUCCGCCGAGAUCCGCCCCCAGAUCAAGAACCCGCGCCUCGACGAGCUGAAGCAGCAGGACGGAAGGGUGAAGAGGGAGAUCGGGACCAGCAAGGAGGCGCCGGCGGCGCCGGUGUCCACGGCCUCGGACUUCAACGCCGCCUCCAAGAUACACAGGAACGCCAGCCAGCCGGCCUUCAGCACACACGUCCAGGGUCUGCCAAAGAACGGAUCCGUGCCCACGUUCGACAGGAUUAGGAAGACGUCGGUCGGGGAGAAGUUCAAGCCCACGUUGGGACCGAUCAAGUCGUCGUCGAGGGCCACGCUCAGCUCGAACGGGGAUAUGAGGAAGCUUAGGAAUAAUUCCAAUUCGUCGUUUAUCAGCAGGAAUAAUAAUAGCGAGGUGGACGUCGAGAGUCUGGCAUGUACUUCAAAACUAUCGCUGCCCCGGGAGAAGAGUAAAAGCAACAUGGUCCGACCUUUGUCCCGCAAGGACAUCUUUUACUCAGGCUCCAUCGUCAAUCUUCCAGAGUUUCACCAAUCGCAAAAAUCGCUCACUAACUAUAGACAAAGCAUCAUGAGCAUUCCGAAAGCCAAAGGGUUGGAAUCCGAAGGAGUCCCCGGUGAUCUUUGUCCUUGCCUUGUUUUGCCUGAAAGUUUCACGUCAGCCUUAGCACAGAUGAUGGAUAUGAGCUUAUUAAAAGAUCCAGUCUUCGUCCUCAUAGGGAUAUCGAAUCUGUUCGGGAUGGCUGGGUUGUAUGUGCCAUUUGUAUACCUCGUUGAUUGUGCAGUUCAAGACGGUAUCGAUCAGGGGAAAGCGUCCUUUCUGCUGUCCAUCAUCGGUAUUACGAAUACGUUUGGCCGUGUCGCGUGCGGAUAUUUUGCCGAUUUCCCUUCAGUGAAUGCGCUUUUUGUAAAUAACGUUUGUCUUGUAGUUUCUACAGUGGCGGUCGCAUUAACGCCAUUCUGCCAUACUUACGGUGCUUAUAUUACGAUGGCAGUCUUCUUUGGAAUAGCAGUGUCUGGAUAUAUUUCGCUAACUUCAAUCAUCCUAGUCGACCUCCUCGGCUUAGACAAGCUAACAAACGCAUUCGGCUUACUGAUCCUCUUCCGUGGCGCCGCCGCAAUCGUAGGCUCCCCGUUAGCCGGUGCCAUAUACGACGCUACGAAGACGUUCGACAUACCGUUCUACGUAGCCGGCUCAUUUUUCGCAAUAUCGGCCAUAACGAGCUUCAUCGCGCCCUGCCUCAAGCGGCCGACGGGCGAGGAGCUGCCUGUCGCCGAGGCGCCCCUCACCCCCAUCGACGAGGACGACGAGGAGGAGGACGCCGGCAUCACCAUGGCGCCGGCCCACAAGACCGACGGCGGCGGCGGCGGCGGCGGGCCCAUCCCCAAGAUCGUCGAGACCGCCUCCAGCCCCGGCGAGCGGGAGAUCAAGCAAAUCGAAUCGGUUUUAUAAAGUUGCAAGGAGUCGCUGCGCCGUUAUAGAUUUCAAAGUUAUUUUUCUAACAUUUACGCAAGACCGUCGAGCUGAGGAGCUAACGUAGAUUUAUGGGUAACUAUGCUGUGAGCGUCGUGAGGCUUCAUAUAGAACAAGAAACAUACUUUGCGGAGUUUUUAUAGUUUUGUUAUGAACUUGUAGGCGCACAAUGAUUCAACCAUGUAUAUACACAUAGUGUUUAAAGUAAUAUAUAUAGUUUUAUUAAUUUUUUAUCGUCGAUGUUAUAACUAAACUUUUUUCAACAUCCUUAUGUUUUACAUGUUACUUUUUUAAAACGUGUCAGUUUUUUAAACUGUGUGAUGUUAAGAGACAGUAUUUGUGAGUUUUAGCUACUGUAUGCGAGGAAGCAGGCGGACUCGCCAAUGUAAGUUUAAAUCGUUGAUUAGUUAAUUAUGUAUAUAUUAAAUAACCUGGACAAUAUUCUUAGAACUGCUAUUAUGUACGUUGCACAACUUAAUUCGUCUCACGUUCGACGCUUUGCGAACAGGAUGUACUCUAUCGAACUUUUUUACCAAUACUGAAUGAAUAGGAAGUGAUGUCUCUGAAUCAAGUCAAUUUCGCAUCCUGAUUGCAAAGUGUCACUUACUUAUUUUUUAUUAUUAGCUUGAGUUUUUUCUAAAAACCUGCUCAGGACAGUUGCAGUCGCAAGGUUAAUUCAUUAACUAGCCUUAUUAUAGAUAUAGUACCUGUGCACCUCAAGUUAAUGUAUUUUAUUCUUUAAUCUAUACACUUAAAUACAAAUAUGAAGAUCUCA